Messenger RNA from Olea europaea var. sylvestris, 630 nucleotides. RefSeq lists its product as uncharacterized. The transcript has a single exon. Lineage: Eukaryota; Viridiplantae; Streptophyta; Magnoliopsida; Lamiales; Oleaceae. The record is from RefSeq and is a predicted model, not a curated record. The coding region runs from base 45 to 443 and encodes 132 amino acids.
ACAUAUUUCCAGAACCUAACCAAAGCCGUUCACUAUAUAAACCUAUGCCUAUCCACACAAACACAAUAGUACUCAAUACUUCAAAAUCUAAUCAAUCAAACUUUCUAAAAAUGUCUUCUAAUUCUCAGCCUUCUUUUCCAAUACACUUGUCUUUCCUUCUUCUGGUUCUGUUCAUGUUUAUAGGGUUCACUGAGUCUUUAUUCGAGGGUUUGUUUGAUCAGAUAAAACUGUUUCUUAUGCUGUCUCCAUUGCUGGUUCUACUGGUUUUGCAUUUGCUUUCUUCCUUACAAGGGUCGUUUUCAUUCACCCCUUUCCCGGAGCAAUACGCGAUUCACCAGGCCGGUGGAACCCCGUGGGGAGUUGGGUUUCUGCUUGUGCUUCUGCUUUUUAUGAUCUCUUAUCAGUCGGAUUUCCGAGAACGCUGGUUUUCUUUAUUGGGUUGAUGAAUAUGUGCGGAUUUUGGCUUUGAUGGGUGCCCUUUGAUGAGAUGUGAAGUUGGAUAAAAAUUCUGUGUAAAGAGACUUUGAUACACAUAUCUGGUACACGGUACUUGUAAAUAAGACCAUAUAUUGUCUCUGUGAAAUAUAUGUUUAUCAUAGUGUAUUUUUCUCUUCCAAAUAUGAAGACCUU